Gasterosteus aculeatus aculeatus (three-spined stickleback) is the source of this 3139-nucleotide messenger RNA. It is a transcript of the gene f13a1b, whose product is annotated as coagulation factor XIII, A1 polypeptide b. Gene Ontology annotation, molecular function: protein-glutamine gamma-glutamyltransferase activity. The record is from RefSeq and is a predicted model, not a curated record. Gene Ontology annotation, biological process: blood coagulation, fibrin clot formation; peptide cross-linking. Lineage: Eukaryota; Metazoa; Chordata; Actinopteri; Perciformes; Gasterosteidae.
ACACGCACGCACACACACACACGCUCUCGUGGGUGGCUCUUCCUUUCUCCUGUAGGUCAUAAAAGCAGAAGCAAGUUUCCCAAGACGGAGCAGCCGCAGACCGACUCCGACCAACAGCAGCUUCUCUCUCUUCUUCUGAGUGUCAACUAUCUCCGUCAUGUCCAGUGAAGGCGCGGCCCCGAUCUCCUCCUCUCUCCCCCCCGCUCCACCCGGACACCCUCCCAAGGUGACGAACCGCGGCCGCUCCGCCGUUCCCAUCUCAACCUUGAACUCGCAGUCAUCGGACGUACCCGAGUUUGAGCCCUUCGGAGCGCCGGGCCCGAGGGGGUUUCCCCCGAUGAGCGAGUAUCUGGACAUUUGGGAGGUGGACAUGAUGAGGAAGCCGGAUGAGAGCAACAAGCAGGAACACCACACCAUGCUGUUCAACUCUGACCAUCUCCUCGUCCGUCGAGGACAAGAGUUCAAGAUCAAGAUUGUCUUCAACCGUCCCUACGUACCCGCCACAGACCUGUUCGCCGUGGAGUUUGUCAUCGGCUCCAGCCCCCAGUACAGCAAGGGCACCCACAUCCCCGUGUUCACCACCAAGGACCGCCAGAGCUCCUGGGGAGGCCGCGUCACGGACACCGUCGACAACGCGGUCACAGUGGGCAUCACUCCCGCGGCGAACUGCAUCGUGGGGAAGUACCAAAUGUACAUCGCCGUGAAGACGCCCUUCGGCAUCCGCAGGACCCGACGGGACAAGAGCCGAGAACUCUACAUCCUCUUCAACCCCUGGGUGUCGGACGAUGCUGUGUUUCUGGAUGACGAGGCGGAGCGGCAGGAGUGUGUGAUGACUGAGAUUGGGAUCAUCUAUCACGGCACCAUCGACGACAUCUCUGAGAGAAACUGGAACUAUGGGCAGUUUAACUACGGAGUCCUGGAUGCUUGUCUGUACAUUCUGGAUCGAGCUGACAUGCCGAUCACCAGCAGAGGAGACCCCAUCAGGGUGACCAGAAAGGCUUCUGCUAUGCUGAACUCCCGCGAUGACGACGGCGUGCUGGUGGGGAACUGGAGCGGCGACUACACCUACGGCGUGGCGCCAACCUCCUGGACCGGCAGCACAGAAAUCCUGCUCACCUACGCCAGCAGCCAGACGCCCGUCUGCUACGCGCAGUGCUGGGUCUACGCCGCCGUCUUCAACACCUUCCUGCGCUGUCUGGGCAUCCCGUCGCGGGUCGCCACCAACUACUUCUCCGCUCACGACAACGACGGCAACCUGAAGAUGGACAUCAUCCUGGACGAAGGCGGCAGGAUCGACCGCAGCCGCACCAGAGACUCUAUCUGGAACUACCACUGCUGGAAUGAGUGCUACAUGUCCAGACCGGACCUCCCUACUGGCUUUGGAGGCUGGCAGGUUGUGGAUUCAACACCACAGGAAACCAGCGACGGCAUGUACAGAUGUGGUCCUGCAUCAGUCCAGGCCAUCAAACACGGGCAGAUAUGCUUCCCGUUCGACGCCCCCUUCGUGUUCGCUGAGAUCAACAGCGACGUGGUGUUUUACACCCGCGAUAAAGACGGGACCCUGGUGCCGGUCAAGGUGAACCGGACCCACAUAGGCCGCGCGGUUUUCACCAAGUCUCCGGGAGCGAUGACCCGUCGUGACAUCACCGAUCAGUACAAGUUUCCGGAAGGCAGCAAGGAGGAGCGGACCGUCCUGGAGAAGGCCGAGGAGUUCGGCUGUCCUCGGGAGAAAGCCGACCUUCCCGCAGGGGACGUGGACCUGGUCCUGCCCAUCCUGGAGCUCAGCGUGGGCGACAGCUUCGAGCUGAGCCUGGAGUUCGUGAACCGCAGCGGCCAGCGGCGCACCGUGGACGCCUACAUCAGCGGCAGCGUGGUGUAUUACACCGGAGUCACCAGCUCCGAGUUCCUCUUUAAGAAUCCCACAGUGACGAUUGCCCCCAACAACAGUGUGAAGGAGUCGGUGGCGGUCGAGUCAAAGAAAUACAUGAAGAGUCUGGUGGAGCAGGCCAACCUCCACUUCAUCGCCACGGGGAAGGUGCAGGAGACCGGCCAGAUCGUCAGCGCCAUGAGAGUCGUCACUCUGCACAACCCCAAACUCAACGUCACGGUGUCCGCCGGCGGUAAAGUGAACGAGGAGAUGACCGUGGCGGUGGAGUUUACAAACCCCUUCACCUUCAGCCUGGAGGGCGUCUACAUUCGCAUGGAAGGACCCGGGAUCAUGCUGCCCAUGUCCAAAUACUACAGUCUGAUCCCGGGAAACUCCUCUCUGAACUGGACCGAGUUUUUCGUGCCGCAGAGGGCGGGCAGCAGGACGGUGAUCGCUUCUCUGGACUGCGCGGCUCUCCGGCAGGUCAACGGCACGGCGUCGGUCACCAUCGAGCCCUGAGGGUCACUCACAGCUCACACACCUGCACCAUAGUCACCUAACUGUAGGUCUACAACAGCUUAACCAGCAAAGCUUCAGCUUUUAUAACUACGGGGAUAAGGGUUAGGGACGGGAUUUUUUCUUAAUUGCAAGCACGUUAAAUAUUUUUCUACAGUUAAAGGAACGGUGUAUUUCAUUUAGUAGGAUCUUUUAACACAUUUUCUUCAGUUUAUAAUCUAUUCUUGUUUUAGUUAGCUCUUCACAGAGCCAUGUUUCUACAGACGGCCAGAAAAGAUCAAACAAACACUGCCUCCAGAGUUAUUCUGCAAACUUGCUGGAAGAAUCAAUAAAAAAGCAAUGUUAAUUAACGUAUUUAUUUGGGGUUGUAAAAGGGAAUUAAUGAUUAGUACUUUAUUCCCUCCCCCAUUCAAUACACCUCAUAGGGAUAAUAAACAGCUUCCAAGUAGUGAAGAUAUUUCACUCUCAGAAUUCACACACUCACGAUAUAACUUUCUUUUAAAUUAAUUAAUCUACACCAGAAUUACAGAAAAACAAACUACGUUUUUGUUUGGUGGAUAUGAGAUACAAACAACCCAUGUCAAGCUUUGUUCCAUUCAACAAAUAACAUAUUGAUUAGCAGCAUCAACUCAAAGGCACUAUGCAACUAUUGAGGUUUCUGGCUAAACAGCUGUUUCCACCUUUAUAUAUGAAGCCCAUCUUUCUCUGUGCCAAAACAAAUGCAAAUAUCAACCAAAUAAAAGAGUAAUAUCUGCA